AAAUUUUUCAUAAAGAUGAGGAAAAUUCAUUCGAAACAAGACAACGCAUCGAAGAGGAUGGAUUCCCUCGGGGGAGACGGAAGCGGCGACGGGGCGGGUCGAGGCAGAGGUCGUGGACCCUGGAUUUCCACCACCCAGGAGCUGCCUGCGCUGAGGAGGCCUCAUCAUUCUACGUCACCAGAGUCCAGAGACACAGAGCAAAGCAAAUCAGACACAUCCUACGAUGAUAUCCUACAGACAUCAAAGUUAUCCGUAGAUGCAGCUGAAUUCAUUCCAAAAUCGUAUCCUGUCAAACAGCCAUCGCAUCAACCGCAGCAGCAAUCAUCCAUCAGAUACUCUCUGACGAAGCAUUCGAUCCAAGACAGACUAAAGUUGGCGCGGGAGAUACCGCUCCGGACAGUAAUGAUGCAACGAGUACAAAAUUCCGGGUGCAAUUACGAUGCACCCCAGCACUACCAACAAAUAGAACAGGUUCAGUACGAGAAUUUCUCGCACCAUCAGCAAGAGCAACCCGCGAACGUUCACGAUUACGGACACUUCGAUGGAGGGUCGGGAGAUUACAAAGACAAACAUCAGGACUCCAGCGGAGACGAAGAUAGUUAUUUAAUCGAGCUCGCAAACACCACGCAGAACCUGAUGAGCGUUAUACACUCUUUGAUAUUAAAUCCAGGCCGAUUUACUUCUAUCGUCCCGGCACUCAUAGAUAAUCUUAAGCCAUACUUACAAUUUCCUAGUCACUUUCAAGAAAUAUUAAAAAUUAUUAUUCAACAGUCCAUAAACGAGGGUAACUUCCGCUACAGUGGCGCUCGACUUUGCGCGUCUUUGGACACGAGCGCGUCACCCGCCGAGCAGACAACGUUUAGACAGAUUUUAUAUAUUUUGUGUAAAAACGAAACAGAGAGCCAGGCUUCCAACUGGAAGCAGAAGAACGAUCAUACAGAGGACGAGCAAAAGAAAUGUCACGGAUUGAUAUUAUUCCUAGCUGAGCUGGUUACUCAAAUGGAACACACGUCCGCUUUCGGUUUGGGGGACUUGCUGAUUCAACUUAUUAUUAUCACUUUGAAGAAGCCCGCGCCGAAUUCCGUUAAGAACAUUUGCCAGGCACUCAAGUUGGCAGGUCACACUUUGGAGAAGGACAAGGGAGGGAGUCACAAAGACAUGGAGAUCAUGAUGCGAACGCUGACAGAGCUGGUAACAGCGGGCAGAGUAGAUUCGCACGUGGGACGUAUGGUGAACAGCGUCCAUGAAUUGAGAAAUGGGAACUGGGGGCAAAUCUCCACCGCGGACACUUCCGUCGAAUCUACGGAACACAUAGAUCCGAAUCAAGCGGUAGACGAGCCUGUGUUUUACGGACCGGAUGGCAAAGUGCUGACUGCGGAGGAGAAUCAAUUUUUAGAAGGCGUUGCAUACGUUACAACGAACGUCGACAACCAUGUAAUAUUAGAACAUAGUUUCGAGGACGAAAGUAAAUGGCUAUCGGAGGACGACGACGACAUAGACGCGGCGUACGAAGAAUUUUUAAAAGAGAUUCCGAAUCAGCCCAAGAAGCAGCAGGCGCGGGAAUAAUCGUAACGGCUGCCCUUCAUCGUCAUCGUAAUCGCGUAAAAUGCUCAAGAUCAGUAACAUUCUCAUAGUUGGAAGCUAUGAGCGUAUCCGCUAAAAUUUCCGUUCUGAAUGUCGAUAAUGCGCACGAACUAUAGACAACCGCAAAAUCAAACCCGUACGACGGGACAAUUUAUUUCAACCACAUGUUUAUAUGAGUGACCUUAGUAAAAUUAUCUCGAGCUCGAGAGACCUCUGUUUUAUCAGUUGUACUAUAAAACGAAAAAGGAAUCCUUUGAGAAAUUCUUAGCGUAACAGAAUUAAUCUUUGUUUUCGUUUGUUUUUUCUACAGUGUAACGAUCUUUUUUUAUUCGCAAUAACUUUUUUACAAUUAGACACGAGCGUUUCGGGGAACGUGCCCGUUCCUAGGACGAAACGAUAUGAAUUUGUCAUACGAUACGAAAUUUACUAAUAAGUUAUUUAAAUUAUUAUAAUAAACCAUCAGAAUGAAUUAGGUGAA
This is a messenger RNA of Hylaeus anthracinus, 2062 nucleotides long. It is a transcript of the gene Paip1, whose product is annotated as polyadenylate-binding protein-interacting protein 1. The transcript has 9 exons. The coding region runs from base 16 to 1566 and encodes 516 amino acids. The record is from RefSeq and is a predicted model, not a curated record. Gene Ontology annotation, biological process: regulation of translational initiation. Gene Ontology annotation, molecular function: protein binding; RNA binding; translation activator activity. NCBI's taxonomy places the organism in Eukaryota, Metazoa, Arthropoda, Insecta, Hymenoptera, Colletidae.